Brassicogethes aeneus is the source of this 4803-nucleotide messenger RNA. The record is from the annotation of a GenBank genome assembly. Lineage: Eukaryota; Metazoa; Arthropoda; Insecta; Coleoptera; Nitidulidae.
AGGCACCGCAGAUAUUCGACGAGAAGGGAGAGGGGCCGUGAGAGUAUAUUUCAAACCAUGACGGCCAUUUGCUUUGUCUGCAACCUCCCAAUACUAUCUCAUCAAGUCGGCCUUGUGUGGCAAGGCGGAAAUGGAUGGGACGACCUUGUCAGAGAACAGCUGGAAGAGUCUACCAUCAAGCAACGUUUGGGAGGAAGGAGGGACUCUUCCACGCAAAUUUGCAGCAUAUCUCCUCCCACGGAGACCCAGGAGACAUCUCCUCCAGCCACCGGUAGCUCACGUCGUCGUCGAAGCUCUCUAGCUCAACUCACAGACAUAUUUCGCGAUUGGAGCGGUGGCAGCAAAAAACAACAAAAACAAUUAUGUCGAAGGGAAACCCUGGCAGACCUGGCGAGAUCUCUGCCAUGGGGAAGGCAAACCACCACGGAACAAGGCCCCACUCCAAGCAUAACAACAAACAGAAAACGUAGAGAAUCAUCGGCUGAUUCGGGGAUAAGAAGUAUAAGCUCCAAGUCCCGAAGAGAUUCUUCAACUACAGCGUUGCAGGAUUUUAGAAGCGAAGUUGCCAAGCUUUGGAGAAGGGAGUCAACGAACACUACGACCAUUUUGAGUCCCAGUACGAAUCGAAGAGGGAGUGGUGAGUCCAGUAAGAGUGGGAGGAGAGAUUCUACUUCACAUUCUAGAGGUACUUCGCGUAGAGGCUCUGGAGAAAGCGGCCGUCGAGACUCCACAACAAUAAUAACACCCCCUCCACCAAAAAUUGUUUCUGCUCACAAAAAACGCCGUGAUUCCCGCCCUAAAAACGACGCCGGCUACUAUCGACAAGACCAAAGACCCUCCACAUCCUCCACUGCGUCUGAUUCCGCCGCCCCUCCUUUGCUCCCUGUAACCGUCGUAACAUCAUCCACUUCGACAGCAGAAUGCAGUACACAAGCCCUUCCCCCACCGACUAUAAUAAUGUCGAGUGUAACUCCACCCGCUACCUCACCUAUAGUACCGUCACCCACAGCUCCAACGUUGCCGCUACCUACGACGACAACCACGGCAACGUCGCCGCAUUCAAGCCCGAACGCCACCACGCCAACACACCCCUUUCUAUCGACGCGAAGAGAUUCAACCACUCAAUGCGGGAGGUUGAACCGAAGAGAUUCCAGAAGCCAUGCCAGUCCAGAAAGGAGCAAAUUAUCGAGGUUGCAAAGGCAGAAUACCGCGUACGAUGAGAGCUGUUUGCCUCCAGGGGGUUGGAGUAGGAGGGGGUCUCAGCCGACAGCUCUAAGUCCUGAUGUCGAUGAAGGAGGGAGAAAAGCUAGGAGGGACUCUUUGAGUCCUGAUUCCGCUUCCAGAGGAAGGAGGGAUUCUCGGUCCCACCUGUCACCAGAUAGAUCAAGUAGAAGGGACUCUCGUUCACAUCUUUCACCAGAUAGAUCGGGUGAAAGAGACUUAAGCCCGGUGAGACGCGGUCGCCGCACAUUGCGCAGACAAUCAACAAGCAUAGCACAAAGAGGCGGUCACGGUCCAAGAUCGCCCGACUCGUCCAGCUGCUCUAGCAGGGACCCGUCACCUUGCAACAGAGGCGGCCCGCCGCACACCAACGAGAACGUCAGACCAGCAAUAAGACGACAGUCCACCACUGAGGAGAUUCUGAUCGCCAGAGGAUUCAGGAGACAAUCAACCACCGAGGAGAUGAUACGAUGUAGAAAUUUCAGGAGGCAGAGUUCACAGAGCGACGACUGUACCCAGAGAUAUCGCGGCAGGCGCGAUUCAUCAGCCCAAAUUCUGGACGGAACGAUUGCCUCGAUGACCGUCGAAACUUCCAGUACGUUUUUUGAUUCAAGUACACAAACAGAGCCUUCACCCCUCUACGACAAUAACCACUACCAUGAGGAGUGCUUGCGCUGCAACAGCUGCGGACUUAACCUGACCGGUCCGAACCAGAAACGCGCGAGACGCUUCAAAAACCAGAUCCUGUGCGAUCUGCAUUUCGCCGACGUGGCCUUGAUGGAAUGCUCGGAUUUCAUGCAGCAGCUGCGCAGCUUCAAACCGCAAUCGCUCGGCUGCGCCGUCGCCCGCCGAAAAUCCUCCACCACGCUCAUCUUCCCCCUGCCACCCCAAGCCUGCUCAGACGAAUUUUGCGAAGAAUUCCCCCACAAUUUUAUCCCAACUCCUGGCUACUGGAUCGAAUGUUCCAGACAAAAAAUAGCCUCUGAUACCAUUUGGGACGAAAGUGAGUCUGAUCAUGAUAUCCAAGAAGGCUAUGAAGAUGACAGACUUGAUGGAAAUGAGGAGAACGGCAUUAUUAAUAGAAGAAAAGAAAGAAGUUGUGAUGAUCUCUAUGAAGACGAUGAAGACGACGACUCAUCAUCUCCCAGAAAAAAGACGACAAUAGAAGAGGCAUGGGAGAAAAAUCAGGCUUUCGAGCUGACAAGCGUGGAACAAGAGACCUACGAGAAGUAUUUUUACGGCACGGAACAUUGGAACUAUUUCACGAACGACGAGGAUCUGGGCCCUGUAAUUUUGUCCAUCAAACAGGAGACUUUACAUGGCAGAGAUCAGUUUAGGAUAUUAGUAAGAGCUAUAAGCUAUACAGUUCAUGGUUUGAUACCAGCAAGUUGUGUAUUUGCUGACAGGUAUAAUCGUGAAGAAGUUGUGCGAUCUCUUGGUAAAGAAGUUAAUAUCAAUCCUCCUUUAAUUUUGGGGCAACUCCCAGAUACUCCGGAGGAGUUAUUGAAAUUAGAUCAGGUUUUCAUUAAAUCUGAGUUAAAAGUGGGUGUGAUUUAUGUGCAGGAGAAUCAGUACUCCGAGGAAGAAAUACUGGACAAUAAUGAUAAUUCUUUUCUGUUUGACGAGUUUCUGCAAAUUUUGGGGGAGAAGAUUCGAUUAAAGGGGUUCGAUAAGUACAAGGGGGGUCUGGACACAGUCCACGACUUAACAGGCUUAUAUUCUGUAUACACAAACUGGAGAAACAUAGAGAUCAUGUUUCAUGUUAGUACUCAGCUGCCUUACGAAAGGCACGACCCUCAAAAACUCCAGCGAAAAAGGCACAUUGGUAACGAUAUUGUUUGUGUUGUGUUUCUCGAAGCUGACAACACCGCUUUUUCGCCGGCGUGCAUUAAGAGCCAUUUUCUGCACACGUUUAUUUUGGUGCGGACAUCGCCGCGUAUUAAAAGAAAACCGACCCGCUACGAGGUUUCAGUAGUGACUCGCGAUGAAGUAGGAGCAUACAAACCAUACCUAUGGGAACAAAGCGUAUUCGAUAAAGGCCCGAUGUUCCGUGAAUGGCUGCUAACGAAAAUCGUCAACGGGGAAAGGGCCAGCUAUUCGGCCCCCAAAUUCGCACGCAUGCAAGAACGCACUAGGUCCCAAAUGCUCGAAGAUAUUGUGGCUAACCUGCAGAACCACGCUGAAACAGGACAAAUACCAAAGCCAUACAGAAGAGGUUCUUGGAGGCCAAUCGGACAUAUGAGACCCUCCUCCCCACUCCUGGACAGCGUUAGAGAUCAAUUCGAGGACUACGAUCAAAUAGCUAAAGACUUCACCAAAAUGUUCCUGAAUAAUGAAGCCAACACUCUACAAAACGUACUAUUGUUUGAUGUGGUAUUCAUGGUGGGACAAUCCAAGCAAAAAGUCAAACUCAUCGGGGUUAGAGCCAUCCUUGGUGUCAGAAGUAGAGUUUUUCAGGAGAUGCUGUAUGGAAUACAAACUGGUUUUGGCUCUCCUCAGGUACCAGUAGCGGACAUAUUAGCCCGCCCAGUGCCCACUUUGAUGAGCCCUCAGCAAAGAGCCCCAAAGAGCAGUAAUUUCCUUCAAGUCCCAGAUAUUGAAUCGCCCAGACCAAAAAGUGUACCAUCUUCACCCAUGGUUAAAAGGGCAUUCACCAGACUUGGAACAAUUACUGCUGGUUGGGGAAGAUCCAUACGGAAACAUAAUGCUCAGACUUUAUCCGCCGAGGACAAGAAAAAAUGGUCUAGCAGCCAUGAUUGUUCAAAUAAAGAAGGCAAGGACAAAGAUGGCAAGGAAAAGCUAGCACCCAAUCAGCUUCCAGUACCACGCCUCAGCGUGUGCGCUGAUGCGCAGAAGGUAGACAGAGCCAAACUCGCGCAGACUGAAUUUUCGAUAAUCGAGUUUGAUCCCGAGACGUUCAGAAUUCUGUUGGAUUAUCUGCACACCGGCUCUUGCCCACUGACGUGCAUUACAAUACCUGGUUUGAUUUGCGCAGCUGAGCACUACGAUUUGCCGGAAUUAUUACAAGCUUGCUUUCAUCAUGCCAAGCAGUUUUUAAGAAUAGAAGUGGUUUGCAGCAUGUUGGUAUCCUUAGAAAACUACUACUGGAGAUACACCUCAGCCUCAGAACUGGUGAACAUGAUCUUGGCGUUCGUCGAAACAAGAGCUCUGAUGCUCUUUCAACGCACCGAGUUUUUGAAUCUGAGCGAGUCGAUGGUGCAGAUGAUAAUGUGCCGGAACUUGGAGGUGAACGAGGUGCGAAAGUUCGAGGCUAUGUUGGCUUGGGCCAGGCACAAAAUACGUACGAAAACUUCCAGCAAACUGGACGCCAAAUUAGAGUUUAAGUGUAUCAUGGAGAGACUGGCCAGGGACUUGAAGUUGUACAGAAUAUCGCCUCAAGAAUUAAUUAAGGUGGUGUUGCCGUCAAAGGCGAUCAAAAACGAACGCAUCCUGGAAACCCUGAUGUUCCAAGCAAACUCGGGCAUGUACAGAAUCCAGGACUCGUACAUUAAGGAAUGCACCCAAAGACUACAAAAGCAGGACUCCCGUUUCUCCGAAUGGGAAUCCUUUGAUUUCAACUAA